AAAGUCAACGGUUGAAUUGCAUAUCGCGUGCAGUCGCUAACGCACGACACGCUGGCGCGUAAUAUUGGUCCAGUGGAGCCUCUCUACCAAGAGCGCACACCGCUCAGAACCACUGUACAAUGCGGCUAUCGUGGACGUGUACCGGGCAGCUCCUGGUGCUGCUGCUCUCGGUGCUUCGUUUUUCAGCAGCAGCAGCCAAUCUCGCAAACAACAAAACGCUAGCGAAACUCACCGGACAGUUGCAGUCCGCAUCCUUCACCCACACCGAGCUGCUGAUAGGUGCGACAGCCGAAAUCCUACUGCAGCACUACACCACCUUGACCAGCAAGCAGCUGUACGUGCGCUGGGAGGAUGGCGCUUCAGGCCCGCUAGUCGACGAGAUCCUGCGACGCACCGCCACCCAUCUGUCCGUGCUGGUCGAGCGGGAUCCACCGGUGACGCCGGCCGACGGGCUCGACCAGUCCCACCACCCGCAGCUGCGCCUGCUCAACCUGCUGCUCGUGACGGACCGCGCCGAGUUCGAUCACGUUGUCGCCGGCCUUACCGACGAGCUGUACGACUAUUCCGGCCUCUACACGGUGCUGCUGGUCGGUGCGUCCAGCAAGCGCCAGCACCUGGAAACGGCCGGCAUCAUCCUGCGCACCCUCUGGGCACUGUACAUCGUGAACGUGGUGGUGCUGAUAGGGGACGGGCGACAGCAGCAGGCGGACGGUGACGAUGACGACGAUGACGUGCGGCUCUACACGUACUUCCCGUACGGCGAGGAUUACUGCGAGCGUGCCCUGCCCGUGGUGUGGAACGUGUACGAACGGGGCGUCGGCUUUGUGCAUCGCGAGCACAGCCCGUUCCCCCCGAAGCUGGACAACUUUUACCAUUGCCCGCUGGCGGUGGCCACCUUUCCCGUGUAUCCCUUCAUCAUACCGAGCGCGAUGAUGGCGGACCUAUGGCCGGGUCAUCCCGAGCGCACCGAGCAGGAGGAGGAGGAGGACCUGAAAGGCAUCGAGGCGAUGGUGCUGCGGACGCUGCGCCAGCGGCUCAACUUUCGGCUGCAGCUGAUGAACGUCGAUCCGCCCGACUGGGGAACGGCUGGGCCGCGCGAUCAGGCCACCGGAGCCUCCGCUUACGUAAGUAGUACCGAAGAGCCCGAGAAACCGUGUCCUUCUGCUUCGCAAAGAACUGCUGUGCAAACUCCUAACCUCACAAAACAGAUUCGACAUCUUCGCGCGAACCUAACGAUCGGCUACUGGGCGACGACCCUGCACCGCAACCGGUACAUGGCGAGCAGCUUCGCCUACUACACCUCCCAGCUGGUGCUGGCCGUACCGCCCGGCGCACCGUACACCUCGCUGGAGCUGCUCCGCUGCCCGCUCGCCAAACCGAUCUGGACGUUUCUGCUCUGCUCGCUCGCGGCCGGGCUGGCCGUGAUCGGGUUGCUCCAGUGGGCCGGGUCGCCCACCGCCCGGCACUUCGUGCUCGGGCACGACGCGCCCAACCGCGCCUGGCCGGCCAUGAUCGCCGUGCUGCUCGGUGCCGGCCUGUCCCGUGCGCCCCGGGGCAGCUUCGCCCGCGCCCUGCUGCUCUGCUGGCUCGCCGGCACGCUGGUGCUGCGCAGCGCCUACACCGGCUCGAUGAUACGGUUUCUCCAGUCCGACCGCAAUCACACCGUGCCGGCCAACCUGCCGGCCCUGCUGGACGCCGGCUACCAGCCGUACAUGUACCGGAACUACAGCUUCGUCUUCGACGCUUACCCGCACAUCGGGCGGCGCGUCCAGCUUGUCACCGCGCACCAGUUCCGCACGGCGAUUGUCCGCCGGCUGCAGCGGCCGGGCGCGCGGCUCUGCGUACUGCUGCCGCUCGAAACGGUCACGUUUCUGAACCGGAAUCUGACGCGCACCGGCCAGCUGCUGCGCAUUGCGCGCGAGCGCGUAACCGUCGCCAAGCUGGCCAUCUACACGCAGCGGACGUCCGCGCUGCUCGGGCCGCUGAACAAGCUGCUGGAGCGGUUCGUCGCCUCCGGGCUGCUGCACCGGUGGGCCGCCCAGUACCACCAGCUGCGGUUCCUGGCCAACCCGUACCAGUACCGCGGCCGGCAGCAGCUCGUGCUCGCCGACAUGGACGGCCCGUUCGAAAUACUGCUGGUCGGGCUGGGCCUAGGCGCCGGCACCUUUCUCAUCGAGCUCGUCGUUGGGCGUUGGGAGGGGGGGGGGACGCAAAAAACGCCAAAGCGGCGAGCAGAACAGCAGAACAAAAAACCGGACGGCCGUGUGUCUCUCAUCGUGUGUCACCGAAGCCGGACAGUGGAAAGGAUUCAAGUUCACUGCUUCACCGUGACCAUGUGCAACGAACACUUGCGUUUCGUCAUGCUGCUGCUGCUGCUGCUAGUGACGCUGCAACAGCACACGGCCGGCAGUGCCAUCGCCGACGAACGGCCCAAUCACAUCGACCGCUGGGUUUCCUGUAUCGGUGAGAUAGUGCUGGCCAAUGCCGACACCUUCCGGCACGAGCUAAACAUCUUCACGCUGGGUGGAGGGGAGACAGAAGAAGAGAGCCUACAUUUCGAGCACGAUCUACUGGAUCGACUCUUGGCACGGUUGGUGUACCAACACGCCGGCAAAAAACCGUUCACCUUCAACCUCGCGCCGUACGAUCGCACGGUCAGCUACAACCAGCGCAACCUGGUCCUGAUCCUGCUGCACGAUCUGCGCCAGCUCGAGCAGCACCUGCUGCCCCAGCUGGCGGCGAAGAAUGUGGAACAACGCGGCUACUUCCUGCUGCUGCUGGUGCCUUCCAACGCAACAACGACGACCACCGCGGAGAAGCACGUUGCCGCCACGUUUCGGCUGCUCUGGAGCGUCCGCCUGCACAACGUGGUGCUGGCGCUGGAACGACGACGCCCGACGACCCGGAUAGACCUGCUCGCGUACGACCCGUACGGCCCGGGGUGCUGCGGCUGCAGCCGUCCCCGCCUGCUCGCCCACUGCAACGCGCCACCCCCGCCACUGUACGAUCGGUUCGGGCGCAACCUGCACGGCUGCCAGCUGCGCAUCGCGUCGUUCGAGCGGGCCCCCUUCCUGGAGUUUGUGCACCGGCCGGGACGGAACGGGACGGCCACCGCCACCCCGAAGCUGACCGGCAUCGAGGGCAAUCUGGUGGAGCUGCUGGCCGCGCACCUCAACUUUCGCGUCGCGAUCGUGCAGCCGGCGGACGGGCGGACCUGGGGCCGCAUCUACCCGAACGGCACGGCGAACGGGGCGCUCGGGCUGCUGCUGAACGGCACCGUCCACAUGACGGUCGGCGGCUACUUCCCCUACCCGGCCCUGCUCGCCGCCACCACGCAGACGCACCACUACUACACGGCCGAGCUGGUGCUGGCCGUGCCGGAGGAGCUCGCGACGCUCAGCCCGCUCGAGCAGCUGCUCAAACCGUUCCAGCCCGCCAUCUGGACGGUGGUGGCGGUCGAGCUGGCGAUCGGGGCGCUCGGGGCGCUGCACCGCCGCCACCGCCUCCUGCACUUCUGGCGCACCGUCAUCGGCGAGUCGCUGCCGGGGCGCACCGUCCCACGCCGCACCGUGGCCCGGCUCGCCCUGCUGCUCUGGGUCGUGCAUGCCGCGCUGCUGCGCGAAUCGUACAAGGGCUCGCUGGUGGGCUUCCUGACCGAGCCGAACCCGCUCGCCGACAUCCACAGCCUGGAGGCGCUGGUGCAGGCCGGCUACCGGUUCGUGAUGACCGAAACGGUCUACCACACCGUGUUCGACCGGUCGAGCACGAACCGUCGGCCGCUCGCCCCGCACCAGGUGCUGCUGAUCAAGUCGGCCGACCGGCAGGCGCUGCUCGAGCGCACCAUCCGCAGCCGGGACCGGCUCGCCUUCACCAGCACCCGCGAGGAGAUCGUGAAGUUUAACUCGCGCAACCGGACGGACAUCAACUACCGCACGUCGGACGAGACGCUGCUGACGUUCCACUUCGCGAUGUACUUCAAGCGGUCAAGCCCGAUCGCGGCCGCGUGCGACUGGUACAUACGGCGCGUCGUCGCGACCGGCUUCGUCGCCCGCUGGCACCACCAGCAUCUCGAUCUGCGGUUCGAGCGGCCGACGCUCGCGGGCAGCGGCCAGGCGGAGGUACUGCAGCUGCACCAUCUGCACGGCAGCUACCUGCUGCUGGCCGCCGGGCUGCUGCUUGCCACCGCCAUCUUUACCCUGGAGCUGCUGUGGGGUAGGUGGUGCGAGCGGAGGCGUCGACCCAACUACCCCGGACCGUACCCUUACCUGCACGAGCUGAGUCGACAGUACCCGGCAGUAGGCCGGCGUAAACGUACGCGGCGCAUCGCCUAGCGCGUUGCCAUUAGACGUUUCCCUAUAUACUUAUGAGCGCUAUCCCUCUCUCUUCAUCUCUCUGGCUUAAUUCAAAAC
Molecule: messenger RNA, 4409 nt
Organism: Anopheles coluzzii
Lineage: Eukaryota; Metazoa; Arthropoda; Insecta; Diptera; Culicidae
Exons: 2
Coding region: 120-4331 (1403 amino acids)
Source: RefSeq, a predicted model, not a curated record